This is a messenger RNA of Peronospora belbahrii, 294 nucleotides long. The record is from the annotation of a GenBank genome assembly. NCBI's taxonomy places the organism in Eukaryota, Oomycota, Peronosporomycetes, Peronosporales, Peronosporaceae.
AUGCCCGUCUCAUUGGCUGCUCGGCCGGGUGCAUUAGCAGCCACAGGGCUGGCGCUGCACUGCAAUUUUGAUGCCAUACGUGACUUUGUGCUGCUUAACGUCAUUCCCAAAGCACAUGAAUUCCCUUUUGGACACUUUCGUGCUCGUACAUUUUUGUUGAAUACGUUGAAAGCGGAGGGUAAACUGCACGAGUACGAGAAGCUUAAUGCGUCGCAGCAGCUUACGGUCGUCUACUCAUCGCUUUCAGCUCUGAUUCGCGUCGACCGACAACGUUUGACUCACAGCAGCAGCUGA